AUGACCGAGGUCGAAGAGGCCCCCGCGCUGUACCCGUGCGCCGAGGCCGAGCCCCAGUCCCCGCGCGACGUCACCCCGGGUUUCGUCGGCGAAAAGCCGUCCCGUCUGCCCCCGUCAUCCAUCGUCACGCGAGUUGACACCAUGGCGCUGGUCAACGUCCACUUCCACCUCGGCGCCGAGCACAGGUCGGAGGGUGAGUACGACACGACAAAACCCUCGGACGACACGGAAGCGAGGAGGAGGCUCCGCAGGCUCCUAGACUCCGGCGACCCCGCUUUACCUCUCGAAACCCACGGCUAUUACUGCGACCAGUCACCCGGUUACGUCGAGAAGCGGGACGCCGGCGGCUUGGGCGAGUACGCUUUUGAGCACUGCGAAAACGUCGAGGUUGGCCAAACCUACGAAGUGCACUGGGUUUACUCCACCGGCGCCGCCGCGGAGGAAUCCGAGCGACUCGCGCCCGGCCUCGGCGGCGCGAUGAGCACGCAGGUAAACCCCACCGUCGCGGUCCGCGCCCAGGUGUUCUACGUGACCGCGGACCGAGGAGACGACCUCGAGGGCCUCGCCUUUUCCGGUUGGCAAUCGGAGAUGAUCGGCGACGGCGACGCGGCGUACUAUUCCGGUUCGACCACCGGGCGCGGGUACGACAACGACGCGUCCUGCUCGCCCGUGCAGGUGUCUUGGAACGUCGACAGAAGAUGCCGGGCGGUGAGCGCCGCGUCGUUGGACGCGAUGUGCGCGGCGAUGAGGGAGCGCGGUAUGGAAGCGGACGCGGCGCCGCAGGGGUCGAGGGACCUGGUGACUGAGGCGCUGUCCGCGACGGAGGCGUACGACAUGACCAGGGAGCAGAUCGACGCAAACUGA
Micromonas commoda is the source of this 864-nucleotide messenger RNA. RefSeq names its product carbonic anhydrase. NCBI's taxonomy places the organism in Eukaryota, Viridiplantae, Chlorophyta, Mamiellophyceae, Mamiellales, Mamiellaceae. The transcript has a single exon. Bases 1 to 864 code for a protein of 287 amino acids. The record is from RefSeq and is a predicted model, not a curated record.